Messenger RNA from Trichosurus vulpecula (common brushtail), 558 nucleotides. RefSeq names its product keratin-associated protein 4-1-like. The record is from RefSeq and is a predicted model, not a curated record. NCBI's taxonomy places the organism in Eukaryota, Metazoa, Chordata, Mammalia, Diprotodontia, Phalangeridae. The transcript has a single exon. Bases 1 to 558 code for a protein of 185 amino acids. Gene Ontology annotation, cellular component: keratin filament.
AUGGUGAACUCCUGUUGCGGUUCCAUCUGCUCUGACCUGAGCUGUGGCCAAGGCCUCUGUCAAGAGACCUGCUGUGGUCAAGACUUCUGUCAAGAGACCUGUUGCGCUCCCAGCUGCUGCUCCCAGAGCACCUGCUGCCGCCCAGCCUGCUUCCAGAGCACUUGCUGCCGCCCAGCCUGUCUCCAGAGCACCUGCUACCGCCCCAGCUGUUGUGUGUCCAGCUGCUGCAGACCAACCUGCUGCAGAUCAAGGUGCUGCCAAUCUGUUUGCUGUCAACCCACCUGCUGCCGCCCUUCCUGUAGCCAGUCUAGUUGCUGCCGUCCCACCUGCUGCCAAACCACUUGUUGCCGCACAACUUGCUGCCGUCCCAGCUGCUGUGUGUCCAGCUGCUGCCAGCCCUGCAGCCGCCCUGCCUGUUGUCGCCCAGCCUGCUGCCCGACCACGUGCUGCCGCCCCAGCUGCUGUGUGUCUAGCUGCUGUCGCCCAACCUGCUGUCAGACCACUUGCUGUAGAACUACCUGCUUCCGCCCAGCCUGCUGCAGGUCCUCCUGCUUCUGA